CGUCGCAUGCAUGUCGCAAGUUGACGUCACUUGCUGCCUAUAAACUGCGAAUCAGGCGUGGGGAGACUAUUGAAUUGAAAUACAUGUUAUUGGAUUUUUGUUCAUCAAAGUCAAACAUCAAGCAAAAAUAAUAGACUUGUCUAGGUAGAGAAGAACACAGUAAACGCGACCAACGAGGAUGUUUAAGAAAUUUGAUGAGAAGGAAAAUGUUUCCAACUGUAUUCAGCUGAAGACCUCUGUAAUCAAAGGCAUCAAAAACCAGCUGUUGGACCAGUUUCCAGACAUUGAGUCAUGGCUCAACCAUAUCAUGCCAAAAAAGGACCCUGUCAAAAUAGUGCGAUGCCAUGAACACAUUGAAAUCUUGACGGUGAAUGGAGAAUUGCUCUUCUUCAGACAAAGAGAAGGACCGUUCUACCCAACCCUCCGACUGCUGCAUAAGUACCCCUUUAUUCUUCCACACCAACAAGUAGACAAAGGGGCUAUCAAGUUUGUCUUAAGUGGAGCCAAUAUCAUGUGUCCUGGAUUGACGUCCCCAGGCGCCAAACUCUACCCCUCUGCCUCAGAAACAGUAGUUGCCAUAAUGGCGGAGGGCAAGCAACAUGCCCUUUGUGUCGGAGUCAUGAAGAUGUCUGCAGAAGACAUAGAGAAAGUCAACAAGGGAGUAGGAGUUGAAACUGUUCACUAUCUUAAUGAUGGACUGUGGCACAUGAAGACGUAUAAGUGAGAUGUCUUCACCAACCCCCCUGGACAACGUGAAGCUCUUGAUAGUGAGGCUGCCAGUCAAUUGUUUACACCAAUGGACUUAGCUGUGUAACUAGCUGGAGGCUUUGAACCAAUCCCCAAUUAAUGCACAAAUAAAAACCUGCAUUCAAUAUA
Messenger RNA from Oncorhynchus tshawytscha (Chinook salmon), 876 nucleotides. RefSeq names its product MCTS1 re-initiation and release factor (gene mcts1). The record is from RefSeq and is a predicted model, not a curated record. Gene Ontology annotation, molecular function: RNA binding. Gene Ontology annotation, biological process: formation of translation preinitiation complex. The coding region runs from base 179 to 724 and encodes 181 amino acids. The transcript has 6 exons. NCBI's taxonomy places the organism in Eukaryota, Metazoa, Chordata, Actinopteri, Salmoniformes, Salmonidae.